UAUUUUUGAUAUUGUCGAGUGAAUUAAUGAAUUACAUGUUUGGUUUGUUGUACAUUACUAGAUAUGGAAGAGCAGCCAUCUGCUUGCACACAGAGAUGUGGCAGGGACAGAGGAAAGAAUCCAAAAGGGCCCAUGACUCGUUUGAACAAGGCAACAUUACUGAAGAAAUCUGUCUAUGAGAUUGGAAAUGGAUGGCCCCCGAGGUCGCCCGCGGCGGCCCCCACGGCGCCGUCGUGGACUGGUGGGCCCUGGGCGUGUUCCUCUACGAGCUCCUCCACGGGCGCACGCUGUUCGCCGGCGCCGACAACGGUCCACGCUCCGCCAAGGACCCGGCCCGGCGCCUCGGGUCCCGUCGCGGCGCCGCCGACGUGAAGGCGCACCCCUUCUUCCGGGGCCUCAACUUCGUGCUCCUCCGGUCCUCCCGCCCGCCCUUCGUCCCCGGCGCAUCGCCGUUGCACCGGUCGCAGUCCUGCCACGCCGCGCCGGUCACCGCGACGCCCAAGACAAAGAAGCCGCCGGCACCGGCACCGGACCCCCGGUUCGACCUCUCCUGA
This is a messenger RNA of Panicum virgatum (switchgrass), 554 nucleotides long. Its product is annotated as protein kinase PINOID-like. The transcript has a single exon. Gene Ontology annotation, cellular component: nucleus; cytoplasm; plasma membrane. Bases 192 to 554 code for a protein of 120 amino acids. The record is from RefSeq and is a predicted model, not a curated record. Gene Ontology annotation, molecular function: protein serine/threonine kinase activity; ATP binding. Gene Ontology annotation, biological process: protein phosphorylation. Lineage: Eukaryota; Viridiplantae; Streptophyta; Magnoliopsida; Poales; Poaceae.